GAGAGUGAUCGUGAGAGCCUGGCUGUGUGUGUGUGUUGUGUGUGUGUAUGAUCGCGAGGCGCGCGGGACGGGCUGUUGUUUGUGCCGCUGCUGUAUCGCCGCUGCCUCUCCGUGCGCGUGCGGUAACCCUGUGCGCGUGCGGUAAACCUAUGCGCGAGCGGUAACCCUGAGCGCGCGCUCUGCUGUGAAAUGCCUUUAAAAAUAACAGGUAGGUGAGUGAGUCAGAGUGGCAGCAGGCAGCAGUAAGUGGCAGCAGUGAGUGGCAGCAGCAGCAGCUGAAGGCAGGCGGAUUUACUGGACCUGGAGCUUCGCUUUUUUAUCUGGAACGAUGCCUGUCGCCCCGGGUUCGGGCUCGGACUGGACUGGAUCUAACAGGACUGUGCGACCAGAGAACGUGAGAAGAGCGGACGGUGUGGAUUAGAGAACUUUUACUCUUUUAAACCUUUUUUUUUUUUGGAUUUCCUCAACAUUUCCCUACACACUUUUUUUUUCUUCGUCUGAUCUCGUCUCUCAAUGCGGGCUGUAAAGGACCUUCUCGUUUGUGGAUUGAAAUGAAAUAAUGGCGGCCCGUUGGACUGGUUCCCCGAGCCAGGAUGAAGUGAAGAAGGCAGCAGGAUCUCCACUCUGUGAGGGUAAGCAGAAGGAUGGGUGUGAUCACACGGAGAGCUGUCUCGUCUCUCCGGGGACGGAGGAGCCUUUCUCCUGGCCGGGACCCAAAACCCUCCGCCUGCGCCGGAACUCUCAGGGCUUCGGCUUCACCCUCCGUCACUUCAUCGUCUACCCACCGGAGUCCGCCGUGCACUACUCACUCAAGGACGAAGACAAUGGCAGCCGAGGGAGGCAGCGGAACCGGCUAGAGCCGAUGGACACCAUCUUUGUGAAGCAGGUGAAGGAGGGAGGCCCCGCCCACGGAGCUGGACUCUGCACAGGGGACCGGAUAGUGAAAGUGAAUGGAGAGAGUAUCAUAGGAAAGACCUAUUCCCAAGUGAUCGCCUUGAUCCAGAACAGUGAUGCGUCUCUGGAGCUGUGUGUGAUGCCAAAAGAUGAAGACAUUUUACAGCUGUUCUCCAGGGACAUCACUGCUCUGGCGUAUUCCCAAGAUGCGUACCUCAAAGGAAAUGAAGCGUACAGCGGGAACGCUCGGAACAUCCCCGAGCCUCCGCCCAUCUGCUACCCGCGGAUAGAGUGUAAGGUCUCGGGGAUGACCCAGGCCCAGACGUCAGACCCCCCUGCCCACCCUGAGACCUCCCUCACCGCGGGACGACGCUCUAAUCCUGAGAUAAACUACAGAGUGGAGAUCCCCGUCCCCCCCUCACCUCCAUCCUCCUCACAGGUCUCCAAGACUGUGGUCUGUGUGUAUAAUGAGACGGGGAGGACCACGGUGGAACCAGUGGAACCUUCAGCUCGAUCUACUCCCAGCCACAGAACAGAGGAGGACAGGUACGCCCCCCUCACCCCGGCUACGACUGAAUCAGCGUCCGAGCGUCCGAGAGCUCACACCACUGCUUCUGCUUCUACUGCUGGAGGAUCUCAGCUCCACCACACCCCCGGCCGAGUCUCAGUGCCUGCCGUCUACGCCGGUUCAGCUCCAGUACUCACCCAGUCCCUCAGACCCCCAGCGACCUCCACCCCCGCCUCCAGCCCCUACACCCCCUCCCCUCCCUCCUCCACCACCUCCCCCUGCUCCCCCCACCAGAACAUCGACUGGAGGAACUACACCACCUAUAAGGAGUACAUCGAUAACAAGCGCCUCUACAUGUACGGCUGCCGCACCAUCCAGGAGCGUCUGGACAGCCUGAGGGCGGCGGCGGGGGAGUACAGCAAGCAGCAGCAGCAGCAGCGGGAGCAGCAGCAGGAGGAGGAGGAGCCGGGGAAAGGUGCUAACGGAGCUCAGAUCCGGAGGAGAAGCGCAUCUCACGAGCGCAGUCACAUCGGUACAAGGGUCCCGCUGCCGUUGCGCAGCGUGUCUCAGGAGAAGCUGGGUGGGGGUGAGCGGGGGACAAGUUCAAGAGACUGGCCCCGCAGCGUGUCGCAGGACGCCCUGCCCUUGGUGCCGGUGGGCGUGAAUAAGCCGCGGGCGCGGUCCUGCGAUUACCUCAGCCGGCACGGAGACAGCGGGACGGACAGGCUGCUGCAGGACAGACGGACGUACGGCCGGACGGAGACGGAGGACAGGGGACGGGGCUGCUCCGGGGACACGGACGCACGGGGCAGCAGGCAGUCCGGCUCUUUACGCACAGUGUCCCACCCACACCGGCCCCCCAGCACCGGGUACGGGGGCAGCUACCCGGGACUGUCCGUCACUCCUCUCCUCUCUAAAGUGCUGAGCUCCAGAGCAGAGAGUCUGGGGAACACUGCCACUCCAAAGCCAUCUCCCCUCUCCACCCCAUCCUCCGUACCUGCAGAUACCUCACCUGCGUCCUACGUCUCCUCUGCUCUCGCCUCCUUACACGCCGCCGCCGCCACCGGCAGCAUCAGCGGCAGCAGCAGAGGCGCCUUCCCAGAGCUGUCCAAAGACCAAAGAGCCGCCGCCCCAGUGCCUAACCACGUCCCCCCCGGCGCACACCCCUCCACCAUCACCCGGGCUCGCACCGAGAGCCUGCAGGAGCCCGCCGGCAGCGGGGGGCUCGGGGUCCGACCCCAGAAGACCCAGUGGACGCAGCAGUCCAGAGACCUGCCCAUGUGCCGGAGCUUCGACGCCUCGGUCCUGCAGCGGCCGGUGAUCCGCAGGCAGCAGUGCCGGGCCGGCGGGAGGGAGGGGGUGGGGAUAGAGGGAGCGGACGCUACGGUGGUGGUGCUAAGGCGGGACAAAUCCGGACCCCCGCCCCUCCGACACCCGUCCUACAUCCAGGCCGUAAAUGAUGGAGAGAGGGGCGGAGACACGCCCACCUGCUGGCUGCCCAACGACGCCCGGCGAGACAUGAGCAUACAGCGGCUCGGGGAUCAGCACCAGGGCUCAGCGGAGCUCGGAGACUCGCUGGACUCCAUUCCCUUCAUCGAUGAGCCAUCCAGUCCCAGUGUUGACCAUGAUAACACCCACAUUCCUGCGUCUGCGGUCAUCUGUAGCACUCCGGUCAUCACCACCAUCCCCCCGAGCCCCACCUCCCCAACCGCCAUCAUCCGCCGCCAGCUCUCCCACGACCAAGACUCUUUGCGACUCACGAUUCUAGAAUCAGAUUCUGGUACCAAAACAGAGCGAUCCAAGUCCUGUGACGAGGGAUUGGAUAACUUCCGGGAGGAAGGACGCGGGAGAUCACUGAAGCACCUCCCUGGUCUGAGAGGGUUACGGAAGGCUGUGGACAGAUCAUCAGAAGACUCCGGCUCCAGAAGAGACUCUUCAUCAGACGUCUUCAGCGAUGCUACUAAAGAGGGACUGCUGCAUUUCCGCCAGCUCAACUCAGACAAGGGCAAGCGUGUGGGCAGUAAGCCGUGGAAGCAGAUGUACGCCGUGCUGCAGGGACACUCUCUGUUUUUAUACAAGGAUAAGAAAGAGGCUCAGACUCACGCCAGCUCUCAGACCGAGGACGAGCCGCUGCCCAUCAGCAUCAGAGCCUGUCUGAUCGACAUCUCCUACAGCGACACCAAGCGCAAGAACGUCCUGCGCCUCACCACCUCCGACUGCGAGUACCUGUUCCAGGCCGAGGACCGGGAGGACAUGCUGUCCUGGAUCCGAGCCAUCCAGGAGAACGGCAACCUGGACGAGGAGAAUGCACUGAUCACAAGUACAGACCUCAUCAAUCGCAAGAUAAAGGAGUACAACACCAUGAUGAGUCCACCCAGCAGUAAGACGGAGCAGUCCCCGAAGGCCUCUCGCCAGUCUCUGAGUAUCAGACACACUCUGCUGGGAGGAAAAGGAGAGAGUAAAUCCCAGAGCCCCCACUCCCCCAACAAAGAGUACGACAGGAAGACCAUACACAAAGAUGAGUCUAGCCCACCCAAGGAUAAGAGGAGGAAGGGGAUCCCGGGGCUGAUGAGGAAGCCGUUUGAGAAGAAGGCCUCUCCUGGUGUAACGUUCGGAGUCAGACUGGAUGACUGCCCUCCUGCUCAUACCAACAGAUUUGUUCCUCUGAUCGUGGAGGUGUGCUGUAAGCUGGUGGAGGAGAGGGGGCUGGAGUACACAGGUAUCUACAGAGUGCCGGGAAACAACGCAGCCAUCUCCAGCAUGCAGGAGGAGCUGAAUAAGGGCGUGGGAGACAUCGAUGUGGAGGAGGACAAAUGGAAGGAUCUGAAUGUGAUCAGCAGCUUACUGAAGUCCUUCUUCCGGAAGCUUCCAGAGCCACUCUUCACCAACGAAAAGUACUCCGACUUCAUUGACGCCAACAGAACCGAGGAUCCAGUGGAGCGACUGAAGGUGCUGAAGAGGCUGCUUCAUGAGUUGCCGGACCACCACUAUGAGACCCUCAAAUUCCUCUCCGCUCAUCUGAAGACCGUGGCUGAGAACUCUGAGAAGAAUAAGAUGGAGCCGAGGAACCUGGCCAUCGUGUUUGGACCCACGCUGGUGCGAACGUCUGACGACAACAUGACGCACAUGGUCACACACAUGCCUGACCAGUACAAGAUAGUGGAGACCCUCAUUCAGCACUAUGAUUGGUUCUUCACUGAAGAGGGCGACGAGGAGCCAGUGACCACCGUGCAGCAGGACAGUGCAGUGGAGACUCAGCCUGUGCCUAAUAUUGAUCACCUGCUGACCAACAUCGGCCGCACGGGAACAUCUCCAGGGGAAGUGUCAGAUUCACCCACUAGUGAUUCAGCUAAGUCUAAGCAGGGCUCCUUGGGGUCGGGCAAGGAUCCAUGCAGUCGAGAGCUGGUCUCCUCCAUCUUUGCUGCGGCCAAUCGCAAACGAAAGAAGCACAAGGAAAAACUGCAGCCUAGCAGCUCUGACGAUGACCUGGAUGCCGUCUUUUCUAAGAAAGAGCUACCUGUCCAGGGUCAGGAAGCUGCCGAAGGAGACGGCAGUCCCGUACCGGCUGGAGCAAAGCACCGUGGGAACGAAGAAGCAGCGACGACGACGACACCCAAGAGCCAAAAAGAGUACAGGAACUCUUUCUUCAUGAGAGACAAGUCUUUGUCAACCUCUUCGAAAUACUCCUCCUCCACCUCGCCCAACCUCACCUGCCGAACGGUGUCUCUUCCUAAAGGCUCCCUGUCCGACACGCCCUCCCAGGUCGACGAGGCUACCUCAGACUUGGGUACCAUGAGCUCUGGAGCCUCGGUCCCCAGAAGCAGGCCUAGGAGAUGGGGUACAGCAACGCCCUCAGCUAUGGAGCUUUCUCCAGCAGGGCCUACAGGAGCUUCAGCCACUGCAGAAGUGAGCUCCAUCACGUCGGAUUACUCCACUACGUCCUCCAACACCUUCCUGACGGGAGCAGAGUCGAGCGCACUCAGUCCAGAAGUGCAGUCGAUGACCGAGAGCCGGGCUGGAGACGAAGCCGACGACGAACGAAGCGAGCUGAUCAGCGAGGGGCGACCGAUGGAGACCGACAGCGAGAGCGACUUCCCUGUUUACACCAGUCGAGAUGGAGCGACCCCUUCUGGUUUGGAAUUGUCGCAUGCCUUAUUUACCACGCCUUGCAAAACAGACCCUUCUACAGCCAGGGAGAAACCAGACUGUCGCCGGCUGCUGCCAUCUCAUAGGCUGAUUGAGUGCGACUCACUCUCUAGGAGACGGUCCUUGAGGCAAAAGACAGACAGCGAGUCGUCCGUGGAAGGUGCCGGAGCUGGAGCUGGAACCAGUGCUGGAACCAGCACUCAAGGAGUUACCCGAAGUGAACCAAACCGUUUGUCUCGUGUCUUGGAAGCCAUGAAGAAAGGUCGCUCUACUGGAAGCCUGAGCUCGUCCUCGUCACGCAGCGAAUCAGAUCGAACUGAGACGACGCCCAGACGUCUCAAGAUCACAGAGAGGCUCAAGUGCAGACUACGCCUUUCCGCCGACGACAUGUUCGGAAUCGGGGAUCGAAAGAACCGCACGCCGGAGGAGUCCAAGAAGAAGAACAUCCGCCGACGGCACACCAUGGGUGGGCAGAGGGAUUUUGGAGAGUUGGCGGUUAUUAAUGACUGGAGGGAGCAGGGUGGGGGCGACCAGGGUGCGGAACUGCCCGUCAGCGACCGGCUUAAACCACAGGAAGUCUCUUUUCGAGACUGGUUAGCUGGUGAGCGCUGGAAGGCUGGGGGUUCCCGCAGGGCUAGCAAAGAAGCAGAGCGGCUUGUGGUGUCAUCAGGUCCUGAGGUCAUCAGGUCCGGGGCUGGAGAGGAGUUAAGUCAUCACGGUUCUAGCUCGGUUCUUCUGGUUUCCAGUCCGAGUCCCCAGAGUCCACAGUCCAGCACAGAGCAGGUGAACGGGGGAGGACCACAGGGCAAGAGCAAAGCCAGCCUGAACUCCGGCGCUGACUCGCAUCCGCACAAACUCUCCGGAGCUCAAGUGGUCCGUUCCCGAUUCUACCAGUGUCUAUGAAACGACAGCAGUUACCUAUCUGCCUGUCAGUGUGUGAGUGGAUGUGAGUGAAUGGAAUGGUUUAUGAAUGGAAUUCUGUAAGUUUUUAGCAUUUUUCCUUGCUCUAAAACACCCGAUCCAGAUAAUUUGCUCAUUAUCAACCCCUUCCUGAGGAGAAGUGGGCGUGUCCAAGCAGGAAAAUCACAAAGGAUAGUGUUAGCUUAGAGCGGGGCACAACCUAAAACAUAUUGGAUGUCAAAAAACAGAUUAAAAAUCGUUUUAUACAAAUAAUUCAAACAAAUUUCCAGCUACUAACAUUUAUAGCCUUUCCCAUCGUCGCAAUUUACUGUACCAAACUUGAGGGGGCGCUAUAAUAGUCACUGCAACAGUCUGUUAAAUCCAUACAGACAGUAAUUAAUUAAUUAAUUAAUUCAAUACAGUUCUAAAGUGUUUAAUUCAGGCCAGUUUUUUAAACAUGGAAAAGUGACAUGGAAAGUGAAAAGAGACUGCUAUUUUACACCGCAAAAAAUGAUUUAGGAAAAAACAGACAAUAUCUGUUAAGCCUGUGAGGACAAACAUCUAAACAAUUAUUAUUUAUUUAUUAAUUCAUUGUAAUUCAGUUAAUUUAUUGAUUUCCACUGCAUGCUAUGUGCCCUACAGGUCUCUACUUGGAAAUGCACCAUUAGUUACAGUAACAGUGUGCAUAAUACUACCACCACCAUGUUUAAAAGCUUUUAAUGUUUCUAGCUACUAAUAUUAUUCAAAAACAAUUCAGCCCAAAGCAGUCUUUCCAAGCAGGCCAGUUAUCCAAAUUCUUGUGUCAAGUUAAAUGUAAUUAAUAAAAAGAAGAACAGCCAAUACCAGUAUCAAUAUCAGUCACACUCAAUUAGAUUUUAUUAUUAUUAAUAUAAUCUAUGGUACAUUCCUGUUAAACGUGUGAAAAAAACAUCCAAAAUUCUAAUUAUUUAUUGAUAAAUAUUGAUUUCAACUCAAUGCUACCUUCACAACUGGUCUCUGUACUUAGAAAUGCACCAUUAGUUACAGUAACAGUGUGUAUGUAACUACCACCACCAUGUGUAAAAGGCUGUACUUCAGCCUGUCUAGCUCUCAUCUGCUUCCAAACUGUGCUCUAAUAUGCCACUAAGUGGAGAUUCAGAUAAUAUAGAAGUGAAUUCUGAACAUGUUUGGGUUAGGUUGUGUCCCGCUCUAUGUCCUAUGUCCCUAUAUCCCAGGACUGGGGUUCAGAACCCCUUGCUGUAGAGAAAGUACAGUUGUGAAAGUUUGUAUGUGUACAUAUAAUGGAUGGAUCAUGUGUAAGAGUAAUGGAUGUAGGGGUGGGUGAUAUGUUAAAAAAUGAUAUAUCACAAUAUUAAAAGAAGAUAUUCUGACUAUACACAAUGCUCUAGUAGUGGCAGAUUCUCAAACAGGAUUAAUAAUACUCUUUUUAAAUAAAAUAUGCAAUUGGGUACAGUUAUUUAACUAGAGUUCUGCACCUUUUAGUGCAUUCUUUGCUCCCCAAACACCUGAUCCAGGUAAUUAGCUCCUUAUCAGCCCAUUAUUGAGACAUGCUGCCCAAACUGCAUCAUAAACUUAUGAUUAUGAGUUAUGAUUAUUGAAUUGAUUACAUUUUUUAUGAGCCCCAACUAUUGUUAAGUUAUUAACACUCUAUAGCAUGUAUUUAUAUAUGUUGGGUCUAACUGCAUAUUGUUGCCCUGAGGCAAGACAUUACAAAGAAAUCACUGUUUUAGUAAAUAAAAGACAAAAAAAUAGCCAAAUAUGACAAAUGUUAAUAAAUAAAUAAAUAAAUAAACAUUAAAGGACAGUGUAAUAAUUCCAAAUGUGUUUUGUUGCCUGAGGGCAUCAACACCAAAUCUAAAAACUGUAUAAAUUAUAUAUAUUUUUACUUUAAAUGGUUGAAUUUUAGUUAUUUAUAACAGCAUAAACACUGCAGUUGUCUAUUUUUAGUGGGUUAAUAAAAAAAUAAAAGACACAUAAGUACACAUAAAUUCUACCAAUAGAUUUAACAGAAUAAAAACAGAAUUGGCUCUUUGUUUAAAAAAAAGUAAGAAACUCAUGAUAUACAUUGUAAUUUAUACAUAUAGUAUAUUGUAGUGUAAAAGGUGAACGUGAAGAAAAAGUGAACUUGAAGGCAGCAUUAACAAGUGGGUGUGUUAACGCAGGGGAAGCAAUAAAAUGUGCAAAAAAAAUGAGCGGUUGAGAAAUACUAAAAGAAAUACUAAAAAAUACUAAAAUAAAAUAAUAAUAUUGUCGCUGUCCAGUGAAAAACUAUCGAUUUUUAGUUUUUUUAACAUACUUUUAACAAACAAGCUGUGUCUUACUCUGUAUCAGAAUUUCUUAAUGAAUGGACCAAUAGAAAUUGUUUAAAAUGACCUAAAAUUAACUCACUCAAUUUUUUAAUUGACUUCCAUUAAAAAAGUUCAGAAGGUUUAAUCUCUUUUUCAUGCAAAGUUGCUGUUUUGCAGAUACUGCACAAGUUUUUCACAUGUUGAACAGCGCCAGUAUACAUUGUGUAUCAAAGUAAUAAUUAAUUUAUUACAAUUUAUUACGGAAAAUAUUGCCAUAUUUCCCACCCCUAAUUGAAUGAGAAAAACAGUUAAGAAUUGAAUGAAUGUUAGAGCUACAGUUACUGCACAAUAUUUCUUUUAUUUUAUUAUAUAUUUUUUUGGUAUUCUUUUUUUCUUUUAAUUCAUUUCCCCCUCCCCCCCGCCCUCCCUUUUUUAAAACAAAGUAUAAAUGUAUAAAUAUAAAUAUAUAUACAUAAAUAUAUACAUACAUGUAUAAAUAUAUAAAUGGAAAUAUAUGAUAUAAAUAUGUAUAUAUCUUUAUAUGUGUAUAGGCUCGUACAGAGUAAAAUUGAAAACUGGAGUUAUACAUGGAGAUGAGUGUGUGUAUCGAGAGUGUGUCUGUGUGAGAGUGUUUUUUUUUUUUUUUUUUAACAGACAGUACUGGAAUAUACAGAUACAGUGAUAUCGAUACCCCAGUAAUAUGAAGGCACUCCAGUGUGUGUUUAUUAUCUGAUGAUGUUUACCUUCACUUCUCUCGACUGGCGGGAGGGCGGAGCUCUCUCCUGUCUCGGACUUCGGCUGCAGCUUCCGAAUGACGUGAUGAAUAACGGACUUACUGAAGAACACUAACUUUUACGAGGAAAAAACAAAGAAACUAAGAAAAGACUCUUCUUCCCGCUACUCUUAUAUGAAGAAUGUACUAUAUGCUUGCUGUGCUGUCGUACUAACAUACAGGUAGAUGCUCGUCAAACAAGAGAAAAAUAAUACAUACGAAAAAUGUACAUAUUUUAGUUUUUAUUCAAGUUUCUGUAUGUGUUUUUUUUUUUUUUUUUUUUUACGGUUAUUCCGAAGUGAAGUCCGUUCUCGGGCUCGUUGUUCUGCGCUGUGUGCUGUGGGAAUCUCUUUUUCGCAGUGCGUCCCAACAGCCAGACCUUACAAAAAAAACGUUAAAAAAUCGUACAAAUCGAGAAUAAUAAAGUCUGAAGUCGGUUUAUAUUUCUAUUAUACAGAAUCAUGAUCGUGAAGAUGUCGGUACCACGAUUAAAAGUAAAAUAAAAAAAAAUUAAAACUGUCAAAACGUCAUAUUCUGCGUAACUGGAGAGUACAGCAUGGCUGUGAUUAGAGACGUUUAUCUUCAUCAUUGUUCACAUAUGGAGCCGUAUUUGCUUAUAUGAAGUGCCUCGUCGUUCAGCCGAUCUUGGAAAACUGGAAAUGGAUUGAGGAAGAGGGGAAAAAUAUGUCAAUAUGUUCGAAAAAAAAGGACUGAAGGACCGGAUCUCAUCAUUGAGCCUCCAUUACAUUUUUUUAUUAUAAAAUAUACCAUUUUUAUACAUAAAACAAACCGAAAAACAAACAAAAGACAAUGCAACCCAGAAACCGUGCUUCCAUCACUACUCAAGCCUUCCAGUCUUACAGUAAAUCCCUCGACGUUCAGUGGGUCAGAUUUGUAUUUCAUGUUUUUACACUCUUUACAGACUUCCUGAACCUACAGAAACGAUAAAUUAAGUGUAAAUAUAUUUUUUCAGUUGUUUUCUGUCCUUUUUUUUAGUUUGUUUUUAGUUCAUCUUGUUCGUUUAAUCCCUUUUCGGUCCAAAGCUGAAGUGAUUGACCAGUGCAGAGACAGGCUGGGACAGAGUGUGCAUGACGCCAUGCUGAACAUGUUCUUGAAGCAGGAUCCAUCUCGCCUGUUUCACAAAAACCAAAUGCAAAACAGAAAAAAAAAAGACACUGGAAAUAAAAAUCAUCUUUUUAUGA
This is a messenger RNA of Astyanax mexicanus (Mexican tetra), 10710 nucleotides long. Its product is annotated as rho GTPase-activating protein 21. Gene Ontology annotation, molecular function: protein binding; phospholipid binding. Gene Ontology annotation, biological process: signal transduction. The transcript is spliced from 30 exons. The record is from RefSeq and is a predicted model, not a curated record. NCBI's taxonomy places the organism in Eukaryota, Metazoa, Chordata, Actinopteri, Characiformes, Acestrorhamphidae. The coding region runs from base 560 to 6451 and encodes 1963 amino acids.